Cydia fagiglandana is the source of this 1028-nucleotide messenger RNA. Its product is annotated as gamma-glutamyl hydrolase A-like. Gene Ontology annotation, molecular function: gamma-glutamyl-peptidase activity. NCBI's taxonomy places the organism in Eukaryota, Metazoa, Arthropoda, Insecta, Lepidoptera, Tortricidae. The record is from RefSeq and is a predicted model, not a curated record. Gene Ontology annotation, cellular component: vacuole. The transcript is spliced from 6 exons. Gene Ontology annotation, biological process: tetrahydrofolylpolyglutamate metabolic process. Bases 1 to 1011 code for a protein of 336 amino acids.
AUGAUAUCGCUCACACUUCUUUUUUCAGCUCAGUUCACAAUGAAGCCCCUUCUACUUCUGUCUCUCCUAUACUUCUUCCACGAAGUAAGAACGGACAGUGUGAACAACAGGCCGAUUAUAGGAGUAUUGGCUCAGGAGCAGUCUGCGUAUCUCCAUACGAAGUAUCCGGAGGAGAAUUAUACUAGUUACAUCGCUGCUUCUUAUGUGAAGGAUGUGGAGGCGGCUGGCGCUAGAAUCGUGCCUAUUAUGAUUGGUAAAUAUCGUGCCUACUAUGCAGAUAUCAUGUCCAAGAUAAACGGGGUCCUCAUCCCCGGCGGUGCCACCUAUUUCAACCAAUCCGACGGCUACGCUGACGCCGGCCAGCACAUCUACGAGUUAGCCAUGGAGCUGAACGAUGCUGGAGACUACUUCCCGAUCUUUGGCACCUGUCUCGGCUUUGAGCUGCUGCUGAUCCUGGCUUCAGGACGGGGGGAGCCGGAAAACCGGAUCACUUGUUAUUCUUAUGACAAUUUACCCUUGGAUUUCACUGCUGAUUUCCGUGACAGCAAGAUGUUCAAAGACGCUGAUGAGGAUGUCGUUGAGAUACUCGCAACACAAGAUGUGACCGUCAACGCGCACCAGUUCUGCAUCGUCGAUGAGAACCUGAUCUCCCACAACUUGACUGAGGACUGGCGAGUGACUUCAUACGGUGACGACCACUAUGGCGUUCAGUUCAUCGCAACCGUUGAACAUAAUAGGUACCCCUUCUACGGCGUCCAAUUCCAUCCCGAAAAGAACGCAUACGAAUGGAAACUCAGCAAGAACCAUCCCUCCGACAAAUCAGCUAUUAAAGCAAACCGUUACUUCAUGGAUUUCUUCGUCGACGAAUGUAGAAAGAGUUCCCACGCCUUUGCUAGCGCUGCUGAAGAAAAUCAGUACCUUAUCUAUAAUUAUGAGGCACAUUUCACGGGGGUACUGGGCAGCGCGUUCCAUGAGUGUUACCUGUUUGAACCGAGAGGAACUGUGGCGUAAAAUUGUCAAUAGAUGGC